This is a messenger RNA of Exophiala oligosperma, 1515 nucleotides long. RefSeq lists its product as uncharacterized. Gene Ontology annotation, biological process: proteolysis. The record is from RefSeq and is a predicted model, not a curated record. The transcript has a single exon. Lineage: Eukaryota; Fungi; Ascomycota; Eurotiomycetes; Chaetothyriales; Herpotrichiellaceae. Gene Ontology annotation, molecular function: aspartic-type endopeptidase activity. The coding region runs from base 1 to 1515 and encodes 504 amino acids.
AUGAAGCACCUCGUCCUACUCUCCGGCAUCUUUACACUUGGUUUGGCCAAGACAGUCCAUUUUGAUUUCUGGAAGGCGAAAGUCGUUCCUAAAUCAUCCCUAUCUCGUCGUGACAACGAUGACUUUAGCGAUCCCCUCCAUGGCGACUAUCACAAAGUUCAAUACUACACCAAUGUGACCAUUGGCACUCCAGGCCAACCGAUUGCCCUUCAGCUCGAUACGGGAAGCAGUGACGCCUGGGUACCCUCGAUAGACGCGGAGGCUUGUGCAGAUGAUGGCUGCAGUGAUUUCGGUGCCUUUGACAAGAACGCUUCUUCGACCUAUCGCUUGAUCAAAGAUAAAGCAGGGACGUUCUUGAUUGUAUACGGCGAUUUAUCGUAUUCCACUGGCGACUAUUUUACCGAUGUCCUAUCCUUCAACAAGAACAUUACCUUGAAGAACACGACCAUGGCAUUGGCCAACGCCACGGCCCUUACUGAAGGAAUCAUGGGCAUUGGCCUCCGAUCCAACGAAGCAAGUCUCCUAUACGACAAGCCAUUCUCUUUCCCUACUGUUCCAGAACAACUUCGGAACCAAGGUCACAUCGACCGGGUUGCGUACUCGUUGUAUCUCGACUCGUAUGACGACAACACCGGUUCUAUCUUGUUUGGAGGCAUCGAUCCUUCCAAAUAUACCGGCGAACUCCUUGCUCUUCCACUGUCCAAAGAUGACGAAGGCAACUAUACAGAACUCUCAGUUGCACUGACCCAAAUAUCAAUUCACGAUGGCAACAGCACUCGCCCUCUGGCAGGGACUAAAUUCAAUACACCUGCGCUUCUCGACUCUGGCACGACUGACUCGUAUCUACCACAAGACAUUUUCGAUGCUCUGUCGGCAGGCCUCGGUGCAACGAAGGAUAAGACUACUGGUUUUGCCUACGUCCCUUGUGCCUACCGCAAAAGCAAUGUUUCGGUCAUCUACACUUUUGGAGGAAAAGACGGCGUCAAUGUGUCAGUACCGCUGUCCGAGCUGAUUGCCGAACAGAUUGAGGACGAUUCUGCGUACGAAAAUGGUACUCCGGCAUGCUCACUGAACUUUGACGGUACUGACGACGCGAAUGGUGUUAUUCUCGGUGAUAGUUUCCUAAGAUCUGCAUACGUGGUGUACGAUCUGGAGAAUAAGGUCAUUGCCCUCGGUCAGGCCAAACUGGGUGGAAAGGCGGCUGCCAACCAUACGGCCAUCACUGAUAUCCCUAAAGGCACGAAACUUCCAGGAGUAUCACGAACUGCCACAGUCACAGCUGAGCAGCAUACUACUAUGUCCCUUGGCGACCCCUCGUACAGCCUGUCGCUUGGAUCCAUUGGCACACCUACUUUCAGUCUGCCUGGUGUUUCAUUAACUGCUAGUGCAUCUGCCACCGCGACUGCAGCCAGGGCAGUGAAGGCAGCCUCAAAAGAUAGUGGAGCAGACCUCGUUGACAUUCCGAAGAGCACAAGUGCUAUGAUAGUGCUGGCUUUUGCAAUGUGUAUGUUGUAG